AUGGCGACGCUUGAUUGUAAAACGUCUGAUAAUUCUUCGAGUGAUUUUACAAAAUUGCAAGUUUUUAAUAUUAAUAAUACCGAAAUUAGUGAUGAUAAUACUGAAAAUGAUAUUCCCUUGCAAUCUUCAUGGACAUUUUGGCUUGACAAAGCCGUACGUGGUAGGACAGUGGAUGAAUAUAAAAAAAAUUUAAAGAAGGUUUAUACUGUUGACACAAUUCAAAAAUUUUGGGCUGUUUAUAAUAAUAUACCGAAAGUUUGUGAAAUUCAAAAUAAAUAUAGUUACCAUUUAAUGAGGGAUGAAAGAUUGCCACUGUGGGAAGAAACUGAUAAUCAAAAAGGUGGUACAUGGCGAUUUAGAUGUCACAAAAAUGAUACUGAAACUGUUUGGAAAGAAGUUGUUCUAGGUGCAAUCGGUGAACAGUUCAACAAAUAUAUCCACAAAAAUGAUGAAAUAUGCGGUGUUACUGUCUCAGUAAGGGAUCGAGAUGAUUUAAUUCAAAUUUGGAACGUUGACGCUGAUCUUGCUAAUUCAGCGACGAUAAUUCCAGCUGUUGUAGAGCUUUUGCCGAAGAUUAAUUUUCUUGGACAAUUUUAUAAACCUCAUCAAUUGAACUACGCCUAUGAACGUCACUGA
Cotesia congregata is the source of this 636-nucleotide messenger RNA. NCBI's taxonomy places the organism in Eukaryota, Metazoa, Arthropoda, Insecta, Hymenoptera, Braconidae. The record is from the annotation of a GenBank genome assembly.